Molecule: messenger RNA, 729 nt
Organism: Racocetra persica
Lineage: Eukaryota; Fungi; Glomeromycota; Glomeromycetes; Diversisporales; Gigasporaceae
Source: the annotation of a GenBank genome assembly
AUGAGCAGUAUAGAAUUUCUCAACGAAGCAAUUGAAGUCGAAAAAGAAAUCGAUGAAAUUAAUUCAUACGUUCGACAAGUUCAAACCAUUCAAUCAAAACGAUUAAUAGCAACAUCAGCACAGCAAGAGGCAACACUUGCUCAAGAACGCGACCAACUCACGGACUUACUAAUAAACUUACUUACCAAAACAAAAGAUCAUAUCAGAAAGAUUGAAUCAGAGAAUAUAAAACUUAAAAAAAAUAAUCAUCCAGAUGUUACUUUACGAGAAAAUCGAUAUGCUGUUCUUAAGAGCAAAUUUCAAAAAGCUCUGAAUACUUAUCGAGACAUAGAAGAUUCAUACAUGAAACAACAAAAGGAAAGAUUAAUCAGGCAAUAUCGAUUCAUAAAUCCUGAUACUACACAAGAGGAAAUCGAAAACUAUCUUCAGAAUCCAUCCAAUAAUUCGAUUUUUUCACAAACUUCUGCGAGAAGUAGAGAAGCUAAGGCUGCAUUAGAAGAAGUACAGAAACGUCACGGUGAUAUUCAACAUAUUGAAAAAACUAUUACUGAAUUACUCAAAUUAUUUGAUGAGAUACGGUUACACGUUGAAGAAAGCGAUCCAAUGGUACAAGAAGUAGAGAAUAAUAUAGAACAAAAUGCUGUGGAUUUAGAAAAAGCAACCGAAGUUUUACAAGUUGCAAAUGUGGAAGCAAAAAGCGCAAGGAAUAAAAAAUGGACUUGUUGCGCU